This is a messenger RNA of Anopheles arabiensis, 937 nucleotides long. Its product is annotated as perlucin-like. Lineage: Eukaryota; Metazoa; Arthropoda; Insecta; Diptera; Culicidae. Bases 409 to 894 code for a protein of 161 amino acids. The transcript has 3 exons. The record is from RefSeq and is a predicted model, not a curated record.
ACUGCUCAACACGAAUCGAACUUCGAAUCUAAAUAAAAAUAAUCUCUGGUCUAAAUAGAAUCCACUAGAAGUGUAUAAGAAAUUUGACAUGCCUAGGCGUGCACUAAUAAACACAUUCAGAUUGCGAACCCUGUAUUCUAAGAUGUUCUGUGCAAUGAUAAGAUUUGCGGUGUAUGUCUUCCGUUGAACUUUUCUAGUGAACUGAAAAAUAUCUUACCCUUACCAAUACUUGAAAGAAAAGCUGUUGUAAUGUUGCCAUAUGACUUAGCAUCUGCGUAAAUAGAAAAUUCUCGUACGGUAGUAGAAAUUUUCGCCCGCAGGCUAAUGUGAAGUAGUAUAAAUAACUCUUCAAACGUCAGCCUGAAUCACAGCUUUACAUACCAGCGGUUAACGUCCAUUCGUCCAACGAUGGCAGCCCAGCUCCUGUUGACGGCGUUGUGCGUAGCGUUUGUGGCGAUAAAUGGCAUCGAAGGUGCUACCGAUGCAAAGUACAAGUAUGUGGCUAUUCUGCAACCGUCCACGUUUUUCGAAGCCUGGCAAGACUGUAACAUUAAGGGUGGCCAUCUGGCUUCGAUCGAAUCGCCCCAGGAACAGGCGCGGGUCGAGAAAGCCAUGGCCAAGGCGCGAGAUCCGCGGGCCGUAUUCUUUUUCGGCGGCACGGACCUGGGCCGCAAGGGCCGCUGGAUGUGGAUCCAUUCGAACAAGCCGAUCGGCAACGGUGGCUACACGAACUUCUUCCCCGGGCAGCCCGACAACGGUGGUGGCUCGCAGGACUGCUUGACCGUGGGCGUCGCGGACGGCUACAACCGUGGCAAAUGGGACGAUCAAAAUUGUCUGUACAGGUUGGAUGGAUACAUAUGUGCGUUCAAGUCCACUAGUUCGAGUGCAUCUUAGCAGGAUCGGUUUACUCAAGACGGGAGAUUUCAAUCGAUAGCAA